GUGAGGACCCGGGAGUCUCUGGAAAUCCAAGAUGGCGACGGCGGCCGCAGCCUCGGCUUCUGAAGCGGAGCCUGAGCCCAAGGCCGGGCCCGAGGCCGAGGGAGAGGAGGAUGAGGCCAAGGCGGCUCGGGCGAGGAGGAAGGUGUUAUCGCGGGCCGUGGCCGCCGCGACGUACAAGACCACGGGGCCAGAGUGGGACCAGCAGGAGGAAGGCGUGAGUGAGAGCGAUGGAGAUGAGGAGUACGCCAUGGCUUCCUCGGCGGAGAGCUCCCCCGGGGAGUACGAGUGGGGGUACGACGAAGAGGAGAAGAACCAGCUGGAGAUAGAGCGGCUAGAGGAGCAGCUGUCUAUCAAUGUCUAUGACUACAACUGCCAUGUGGACCUGAUCCGGUUGCUCCGGCUGGAAGGGGAGCUGACCAAAGUGAGGAUGGCGCGCCAGAAGAUGAGCGAGAUCUUCCCUUUGACCGAAGAGCUCUGGCUGGAGUGGCUGCACGAUGAGAUCAGCAUGGCCAUGGACGGCCUGGACCGGGAGCACGUGUACGACCUCUUCGAGAGAGCGGUGAAGGAUUAUAUCUGUCCUAACAUUUGGCUAGAGUACGGGCAGUACUCAGUCGGCGGGAUUGGUCAGAAAGGCGGCCUCGAGAAAGUCCGCUCUGUGUUUGAGAGGGCCCUCUCGUCCGUCGGCUUACAUAUGACCAAGGGACUUGCCAUCUGGGAGGCAUACCGGGAGUUUGAAAGCGCCAUCGUGGAAGCCGCCCGGCCCAUGGCUGGCUUCCUUUCCCCUUCUGACUGGGAACAAACCUUUGAUUCACAGCUGGAGAAAGUCCACAGUCUCUUCCGGCGGCAGCUGGCGAUCCCACUCUACGACAUGGAAGCAACGUUUGCAGAGUAUGAGGAAUGGUCCGAAGACCCAAUUCCAGAGUCGGUAAUUCAGAGCUACAACAAAGCACUGCAGCAGCUGGAGAAAUACAAACCCCAUGAGGAAGCCCUGCUGCAAGCUGAAGCGCCCAGGCUGGCCGAGUAUCAAGCAUACAUCGAUUUUGAGAUGAAAAUUGGCGACCCCGCCCGCAUUCAGUUGAUCUUUGAGCGCGCCCUGGUUGAGAACUGCCUUGUUCCAGACUUAUGGAUCCGUUACAGUCAGUACCUAGAUCGGCAGCUGAAAGUAAAGGAUUUGGUUUUGUCUGUACACAGUCGCGCUGUUAGAAACUGCCCGUGGACGGUUGCCCUGUGGAGUCGAUACCUCCUGGCCAUGGAAAGACAUGGAGUUGAACACCGAGUGAUUUCGGUGACCUUUGAGAAAGCUCUCAGCGCUGGCUUCAUUCAGGCCACCGACUAUGUGGAGAUUUGGCAGGCAUACCUUGAUUACCUGAGGAGAAGGGUUGACUUCAAACAAGACUCGAGUAAAGAGCUGGAGGAGCUGCGGUCCGCGUUUGCCCGCGCCCUGGAGUACCUGAAGCAGGAGGUGGAGGAGCGUUUCAAUGAAAGUGGAGAUCCAAGCUGCCUGAUCAUGCAGAACUGGGCUCGGAUUGAGGCUCGACUCUGCAACAACAUGCAGAAAGCGCGGGAGCUCUGGGACAGCAUCAUGACCAGAGGGAACGCCAAGUUCGCCAACAUGUGGCUUGAGUAUUACAACCUGGAGAGGGCCCACGGCGACACGCAGCACUGCAGGAAGGCUCUGCACCGGGCCGUCCAGUGCACCAGCGACUACCCGGAGCACGUCUGCGAGGUGCUGCUCACCAUGGAGCGGACGGAAGGUACUCUAGAAGACUGGGACAUAGCUGUUCAGAAAACCGAAACUCGACUAGCUCGAGUUAAUGAGCAGAGAAUUAAGGCUGCGGAGAAGGAAGCAGCCCUGGCCCAGCAAGAGGAAGAAAAGGUUGAGCAACGGAAGAGGGCCCGGGCCGAGAAGAAAGCGUUGAAGAAGAAGAAAAAGACCAGAGGGGCGGACAAGCACAGAGCCGACGAGGACGAUGAAAAGGAAUGGGGCGAUGAUGAGGAAGAGCAGCCCUCCAAGCGCAGGAGGGUGGAGAAUAGCGUUCUUCCUGCUGGGGAAGCGGAGCCCGGCUCAGAAGCUGAUCUUUCUGGGAGCAUCGCCCCCGCGGCUGCAGAGCCCCCUUCGGAGCCAAAGGAGGUGCGGGUGGGCGCCCGGCGGAGGGAUGUGCCCAAGGUGCCGCAUGACAGCAGCAAGGACGGCGUCACCGUCUUCGUCAGCAACCUGCCCUACGGGCUGGGGGAGCCAGCCGCCACGCUCCGGCCGCUCUUCGAGGCCUGCGGGGACGUGGUCGAGGUGCGCCCCAUCUUCAGUAACCGUGGCGACUUCCGCGGCUACUGCUACGUGGAGUUCAGAGAGGAGGCGGCGGCCCUGCAGGCGCUGCAGCUGGACCGCCAGAGCGUCGAGGGCCGGCCCAUGUUCGUCUCCCCCUGUGUGGACAAGAGCAAAAACCCCGACUUCAAGGUGUUCAGGUACAGCACUGCCCUGGAGAAACACAAGCUGUUCGUGUCGGGCCUACCCUUCUCCUGCACCAAAGAGGAACUCGAGGAGAUCUGUAAGGCCCACGGCACCGUGAAGGACAUCCGGCUGGUCACCAACCGGGCCGGCAAACCCAAGGGCCUGGCCUACGUGGAGUACGAGAAUGAAUCCCAGGCGUCGCAGGCCGUCCUGAAGAUGGACGGCAUGACCAUCAGAGAGAACGUCAUCAAGGUGGCCAUCAGCAACCCGCCACAGAGGAAGGUUCCGGAGAAGCCGGAGGCGAGGAAGGCCCCUGGGAGUGCCCUACUGCCGCGGCAGGUCUACGGGGCGCGGGGGAAGGGGAGGACCCAGCUCUCUCUGCUGCCUCGCGCCCUGCAGCGCCCCAGCGCCACCACCGCCCAGGCUGAGAACGGCCCCGCCACCCUGCCAGCAGGCACCACCCCGGCCACCAGCGAGGCUCCCAAGAUGUCCAAUGCCGACUUCGCCAAGUUGCUUCUGAGAAAGUGAGUGGGACAGUGCGAGAAGGGAAAUGCCUUACUUCACGCUGGCCGGGAAGAUGCCCGGUGCCCAGCGGGGCCCUGACCGUGCAGGGGCGCAGCCACACGCUUCCUCUGGUUUAGGCAGGACUGGGAAAGGGUGUCUAAGGAAAGUUGUGAGUGCUCCCUCAUAUUGAGGGCAAGAGGAUGAAAACCAUCACUCCACAGGCUGGGUGCAGGGUGUAGUUUCCUGAGAUACUUGUGUGUCUUGAAAGAGUUGAGAAACAAGUGAAACUCGCACACACUGUUCUGAGGCCCACCUGUCCAGUAUUUUUGGCCAACUCUGGUCCCUUUUUAUAGGACACUUCCUACACCCUGCACAGCACAUGUGCCCGUCACUCUUUUAAUUUUUAAAAGACAAAAUGGCAGAUGCUAGUAAUUCACCAGAAUGGCCUAUUUUAGUAAAGGGGUGGGGAGGGGACGUCACUUAAAAAUCUGAUAGAGUUUUGUUCACGGGGCUGUGCGUUUUUAUAUUAUGUAUUUGUAAAUGACUUGUCAACCCAUUGUUUUGUUUCCUCAAAGCAAAAUAUUUGUGACAUUUGUUUUGUGUAGGAACUUUGUGCGCCAUCUGCUAUGGACCAUUUUCUUUGCCUAGUGACUAGUGAACUGUGUUCUUUGUCUAAACACUGAGUUUCAGCCCUUUGGUUUUGUUUAAACACCAUGUCAAGUGCAAACUUAAAUUCUCUCCAUUUAGCUUUGUUUAUUAAACUGAAGUUCUCUUAAAAACUUCUUGCAGAAAGGUA
Molecule: messenger RNA, 3749 nt
Organism: Dama dama (fallow deer)
Lineage: Eukaryota; Metazoa; Chordata; Mammalia; Artiodactyla; Cervidae
Gene: SART3
Product: spliceosome associated factor 3, U4/U6 recycling protein
Exons: 19
Coding region: 32-2977 (981 amino acids)
Biological process (GO): RNA processing
Molecular function (GO): protein binding; RNA binding
Source: RefSeq, a predicted model, not a curated record